Molecule: messenger RNA, 1290 nt
Organism: Ipomoea nil (Japanese morning glory)
Lineage: Eukaryota; Viridiplantae; Streptophyta; Magnoliopsida; Solanales; Convolvulaceae
Product: protein BIG GRAIN 1-like E
Exons: 2
Coding region: 60-899 (279 amino acids)
Biological process (GO): auxin-activated signaling pathway
Source: RefSeq, a predicted model, not a curated record
UUCGUUCAUCUCUGUACCGGCCUCUUACUUCCAUCAAGAAAUUAAAUUAGAGAUCAAAAAUGUCCAAAAUAUUGUUGCAUUGGAGAAAGGAUUCCGGAGAGCUUGAAGUGUUCGAGGCUGCAAACUAUUUUUCCGAAGAUCAUCAUCAAAUUUCUUGCCUUAACAAUGCUUUCACUUUGUCUCACAAGCUUAUCAGAGAGAGCUGCAACAAUCAAGCCUGGAGAAGUGGAAGAAUGAAGAGCUUAGACAUGUCGGUAGCGAUUCGACAUUCAUCCACCCCAUUUGCUGCUCCUCAACUCAAACAAGGCACAUCAUCAUCAUCAUUGCUUCCUUCAUCAGUACAAAUAAUGGAAAAACCUGCAGCCCUGAAACAGAAGUGUAAGCAGCCAAGAACUCCAGGAGGAGGGCUAGCCAGCUGCUUGAAUACCCUCUUUUACCUAACAGUUAGCUCUAACAAGAAGAAGAAGAAAAAGAACAAGAAAUUGAUAUCCGCCAUGAAAGAUAAUGAAGAUAAUGCAGCAGCUAAUAACAGCCCAUCUGGAAGGAUGAGUAGUAGCAUAAAUGGAAGCACCUUAUCAAACACUGCUCACAACACUACAUCUUCUUCAUCAUAUCCAUACAAUCCCAGAAAGUCAUCAUGCAAGGAUAGUCAAAUCCCAGAAAACGAGGUUGAGUUCACCAGUGAGAGUCCAGAGAGGAGUGUUCAUCACUGGGCCGAUAAAUACCCAUCAGAAGAGAAUGAACAUAGAAAGUUGGAUGAUGGUGAUGAUGAUGGUGGAGAGGGAGAUAGUGAUACUAGCUCUGAUCUGUUUGAUUUGCCAAACAGAGAAUUAUUGGAUUGCUAUUCAACUGGUUUGCCUGUUGAUGGGACUACCAAAUGCAUAUCAUCAAAAAAUUGAUAUAUAAGAGUUUUAUGCGUGCAUAAAGACUAGGGUUUGAUCGACAAGUUGAUUGCGCGACCCGUGAUUUACUUCUACAGUGAUUUUAAGAACGGGAUCUUGUGGGCUUAGAAUUAGUCUGUGGAACUGGAUCACCUAAUAAAUAUUUAAAAAAAAAAAUUGAUCAGAGGUGAUGAAGAUUCUUUGUGCAUAGAGUAUACAUACCCUGGGAGACUCAUUGGGCAGUUAGCGAUUUACCUCAUCCAGCAUCCUUGGAUAGGGGUUCUGAGGGCUUAGCAUUAGUCUAGCGAAGGUAAGAAACUCAAUGUAUCAAAAAAAAAAAAUUAGUUCUAAAAUUUCUGCCACAGUACGGUGAAUUGAGUUUCUCGGAAUUUUUUAUAGGGAAAAUGAU